Messenger RNA from Coregonus clupeaformis (lake whitefish), 3796 nucleotides. Its product is annotated as cell surface glycoprotein CD200 receptor 1-A. Gene Ontology annotation, molecular function: signaling receptor activity. The record is from RefSeq and is a predicted model, not a curated record. The coding region runs from base 1700 to 2434 and encodes 244 amino acids. Gene Ontology annotation, biological process: regulation of neuroinflammatory response. Lineage: Eukaryota; Metazoa; Chordata; Actinopteri; Salmoniformes; Salmonidae. The transcript is spliced from 6 exons.
GUUACAGUAGAGUAACGUCAGUAAAGUGAUCAAAGGUGUAGAUCAGGACAGAGACAGACAGGCUUUAUGAGAGCAGAGAGAUCAAGUCAGAUUUAGAGUUUGGGGUACAGAGACGAGGCAUAGGGCCAGAUUAAACAGUACAGUUAUAACACAUUGAGACGCGGAGACAGAAUGGAACAAUACUAGAGGCCCUUUUGGGGUUCAGGGAUAAGGGUAUAGGGCGCAGGGGGAAAGUUUAGGGUUUGGUUUUUCUUUUGGUGGGGGGGACAGGUGGAACGAGCAGCAGUGUGUUGAGGAGUACAGCAUUGCUGUCAGGAGCCAUUGAACGAACAAUCACAGAGAUGGGGAACACAUGGAUUAUAGGAGUCAUCUCUCUCCUGGCUGUUUCUGCUACCUGGAGCUUUGAAACCGGUUUGAACAUCUCAGUACUUCAUUUUGUUUAUCCGUCUGGUUUUGGUUUCUGUUGACUACCGCGUUAAGGGACAAUUAUUCAUAAAACAUUCAAAGCAUUACUAUAGCUAUCCAAUGAUAUGAUGAAAUAUCAUACAGUCAAAAUCUGUAUUUAAUGACUGAAUAAUAUUGAUAAAAACAAUGCUCUGACCCCUGCUUUAAAUUGUAGACUGUGUGGGCUGAUUGUAGAAGUCCCUAGGCCUGUAGAUUACAGUGACAUGUGUAUCGAGAUUUCUGUUCUGAUUAUUAUUUUGUGGUCAAACAAAAAACCAAGUCAGUGGAACAGAUUUGGAUGAUUAUACAAAAUUCAAAUGGAACUUUUUUUUAAAAAGUACCAUUUGAUUCUACCAAGGGAAGGAAAAUGCAGAGUGCCACAUAGUAAAGACUAGAGUGUGUGGGUGGUGGCGUGCUUUAUAGUGGAACGAACAUGUUUUCUCCUGUAUUUGAGAGGAGAUUGAGACAAUGAUACAGCUUUUCUCCAUGAUGGGGGGACUCUGAGGAGGAAGUGAUAUUACUAGUCAGGCAGUGUAUGGGGGUUGUGUGGCUUUCUGUAACCACCAUAGUGGUUACACCUGUCAAAAGUAAACAUCGACAAUAAUAAAAGAGCAGUCUGUGACCCAGAAAACACCCCACUUCAGAAAGUUCAGUAACCUAACAGUCAACCUCCCAUGAUAUCAUGUCUUAUGUAUGACACUGGUGGUUGUUUUAAGAGUGGAAAGUAUGGUUACAAGCGUACUUAUACAUAUUGGAAGCUAGAUACUGUAUGUAAUAUUUUAUUUCCUCACAAAAACAAAAAGCUAAAAUACUUUUACUAACAAACUAAUGAACUUUUCAAUAAUGGCCAAAAUACUAUCACUGGAAAUUUUUGUAAAGUCAAUGAUUAAGUCAACCUACUUCCCCUACUCAACACUUUUUCUGAUGCUGAGCCUUAAAAUCAACUGUUUUGAUUCACCCUUCUAUCAGUCCCAUGCUUCAAUGUUUGCUGGAUUGUUGAUUGUUCUUACACUUGAUGAAAUCACUAACUGUGUAUGCUAAUGACUGCCCAACAUUUUGCUGACAUGCUAUACCACUAACACGCACUUUGAUUCGUCUCUCAGGACAUAACAACCACAUUUCUGUGAUCUCUCACACUACCCCUCCCUCCACUUCAACUACAUCUACAGAACUUCGAAUUCAUGUUGCCAGAAGUGAACAUUUUCAUCUAGGCCAUGAGGUCAUCUUAACGUGCAGCAAUAAGACUUGGAGUGAAAUGAUCUACACCAUCUGGAAAAUAAACCGGGGUGGAACAGAGUGUCUAAUAUCAUCGGGUGUUAAUGACCAACCUUUUGACUCAUGCAAUGAUGGAAAAGUCAUGCUAAACACAACCAGUGGUGAAUCUUACCUAAAAAUUCCUGAGUUCUCAAUCAGUGAUGAGGGAAUCUACCACUGUGAGUCAGUAUACAGUGGAGGAAGCAACUCUGCAAACAUUGAUGUAUCAGUUAUAGUAGCCCCUCCCACGGUGUCUGCCUGGCUGGAGUGGGAGGGCAGUAAGAGGGUGGCUGUGUGUUUGGCUAAAGGGGGGAAACCAGCUGCCUCCAUCUCCUGGAGGAGUACAUGGAACUCUACUUCAACUACCACACAGAACAAAGAUGACUCCUUCAGAGUGGAGAGUCGGAUGGUCCUGCCAGAGGUCAUCACUACGGACAACCUGACCUGUGAUGUCAGACAUCCCUCCUGGGUAGAGAUGCAUAACGUGACACUACAGAUCACCGAAGGGGACUUCAUACACUUGCAACAAGUCAUCAUCUCUAUGGUAACCAUCAGUGUCAUUAUGGCUACUCUGGCUGGUUUAUACUUCACACGAAAACACCUCUGCAGAAUUUGCCCCGCCAGACCAUCUGAGUCCAAGCCUUCUCAGGACUAUGUGGAGGAAGUAGAGCCCUAUGCCAGCUACGUGCAGCGUGUCAACUCCAUCUACAACUCCUCUGCAGACCUGUUCACAUAACACGCACACACGCAUACACACACCCACACACACACACACACACACACACACACACACACACACACACACACACACACACACACACACACACACACACAGAGAGAGAGAGAGAAAGAGUGAGAUACACACACCUCUGUACGCCACUCUGUACAAACUUGGAGGUUGAUGAAACUGAGAAAAGCCACAAUGAGCCAGUAAAUGAAACAGGUAGAUAACGGAGGACAUGACGCAGAGCUUCAGGUAGGAGAGGAAAACCUCACAGAUCACGCCUGCCUGUGGAGGCUGAUGGAAAAGGGAUUCCACCCAGCAGACGUCUGGCAGCACUGCAGACACAGCCCCCACUCUCCCUGCAUCUCGGCCGAACCACAGGCCUCUGUCUCAAUGAUGACCUGGAGAACUUGCCUCACAACUCCUAAACUUCCCUUACAGAUAUCUAUACAAUAAUGACAUCCUGGAGACGUGAGAAAAUGGCCAAAGAUUAGACAGUUCUACAGACAUUUCUACAACCAAAGAGACAAAUGGGUAGAUCAGAGAUGAUCUUUCCAGUUUCCUAAUUUGCACACUGAGAACUAUGACUGUGUGUAGUCUGUAUACCACAACUGCAUACCGCAGCUCUCAUAACACACACGUUUUGACUGUUCCCACACACCUGUGUCAUCUGCAACUCGUGGCAAGAGUGCAAUUUUGAGAUGUUUCAUCAAAAUCUCAAUUUAUGUUACACUGAUGUAUGAUUACAAUGUUUUUGUUGAGUUCAUAUUUAUGAUUAAGUUUAUUAUAUUUCUUUAUAAUAAAAACAGAUUAUUUACAUUUGAAACUUACAUCCUGAGCUGAUGGGAAAAGGAUGUGAAGCACACACCUCAUUCUCCUUGGUUUCAUUCAGGAGAGAAGAUGUUGAAUCUGAGAACUAAGUUUACAACUAAACUUUUUAAUUGAGUCAAUUGCUUUCAAUUUGGAAAAUGUGUAUGCUUGUUUGCAGAGUGCAAAUUAUACUGUGACAUUCGGGGGAGCCUCUAUUAAACAUUUUUCUGGGCCUAAUAGUAAAGACAUGUCAUUUAACGGUGUGUGGCAUGAACACAACCAGUCAUGAUGUUUUCAUCUGCUUGUCAAACAAAUCACUUCCAAAAGUAGGCUACCUGCGGCUGCUCACAUUCAUCCCCCAAAAUUCCAGCAUCCAAACAGUGCACUGUGCUCGCGCCAUUUGAUUAAUGGAAAGAGACAUCUGUGGCGCUGGUGGUAGCGCUAUAGUUCCAGGGAUAUGUCAGAAAUAUUCUUUGCUAUUUUCACAGCCAGUAUUAUGAGCGCAAUAGCUGGAGGUGGUGCAAAAGGGCUGGAUUUUGAUGAAUAAACAAGUUGCAGGUGUGA